Aspergillus versicolor CBS 583.65 is the source of this 3426-nucleotide messenger RNA. RefSeq lists its product as uncharacterized. The record is from RefSeq and is a predicted model, not a curated record. The transcript has 12 exons. Gene Ontology annotation, molecular function: phosphatidylinositol-3-phosphate binding; ubiquitin binding. Bases 1 to 3426 code for a protein of 1141 amino acids. NCBI's taxonomy places the organism in Eukaryota, Fungi, Ascomycota, Eurotiomycetes, Eurotiales, Aspergillaceae.
AUGGCACCUACCUGGGAAAUACAAGCUCGCAAAGCUCGCGACAUUCUCCAACAGUCCAUUCCAAAACAAUGGAUGGUGCCGGCUAGCCAGUUACCUCCUACAACCCAGCUUAAUGUGGCGGGUUUCCCGCGUACAAGCGGGAUCUUUACGGACAAGGAGCUUGCUAUAACGGAAAUGUCCGCCACAGCUCUUGUGGAUGUGAUGGGAAAGGGCCAGCUCAGUGCCGAAGAAGUAGUUGUGGCCUUCCUGAAGAGAUCUGUCGUGGGCCAUCAGCUGCUCAACUUCGCUACAGAGUUCAUGGCUGAGAAGGCCGUUUCGCGAGCCAAAGAGCUAGAUGGGUACUAUAGGAAGACUGGAAAGCUGGUUGGACCUUUGCAUGGUGUUCCCAUCAGUGUCAAGGAGCAAAUCGGAAUUAAAGACCUGACCUUGAAUGGAGGUUACGCUGCCUGGGUUGACGACAUUGCGACAGAAGACGCCCUUCUCCUACAAUGUCUUGAGAAGGCGGGUGCAAUCUUCCAUGUGCGAACGAAUCAGCCUCAGUCUCUCAUGCAUUUGUGCUGCAGUAACAACCUCACUGGAACAACUUUGAACCCGUACAACCGCUUGCUUACGCCAGGCGGGUCUUCAGGAGGGGAGGGCGCAUCUAUGGGCUUUAAAUGUGCUCCGCUAGGCAUUGGAACUGAUAUAGGUGGCUCAAUCAGAUGCCCUGCGGCGUUCUGCAACGGAUAUGGCUUUCGUCCAACAGCACGACGAAACCCGAUCAUUGGGCUCAAGGCCCCUGAGCCGGGCCAGGAAUCAAUUCUCGGAGUAGUUGGUCCGCUUUCUAGCCAAUCUAUCCAAGAUUUAGACUUGUUUCAACGUGCAGUCCUUGAUCAGGAGCCAUGGGAUAUAGAAACGUCGUUGGUGCCAGUACCUUGGAAGAGUGUCAGGCCAACAAAUAAUAUGACGGUGGCUAUUAUGUGGGACGAUGGCUGUGUUCGUCCGCAUCCCCCAGUGCUCAGAGCUUUGAAGCAUGCCCAGAAGAAGCUUCAGGGCAUCGGUAUCAAAGUGGUUAACUGGGAACCUUACAAACAUGGCCACGGUUGGGAUAUUAUAUCUUCUCUAUACUUCCCAGAUGCAGCCGCCAGCCAGCGUGCGCUCAUUGCGCAAACAGGUGAACCGAUUCUUCCUCUCACUGAAUGGGCCUUCCAAUAUAGUCGUCCUACACCAUUGGCCGUGGGUGAGGGCUGGGAGUUGAACUACCAACGGGACAUCUAUCGAGACGAAUAUCAUGCGCUUAUGAAAUCUCGGGGAGUAGAUUUCAUUCUUUGUCCUGCAUAUGUCGGAGUUGCGCCUGUUCUGGGUGAAUCCCAUUAUUGGAAUUACACUGCAAUUUGGAAUAUCCUAGACCAGCCUGCUGCGGUAUUCCCCAGUGGGUUGAAUGUAGACCCGCAGCUGGACGCUGUAGACAAGUCUUACCAGCCACGGACUGCAGUGGACGAGAGAGAAUGGAAAAAGUAUGCCCCCGAGAGGUACAUCGGCGCACCGAUUGGACUACAGCUGGUUGGAAGGCACUUCAAGGAUGAGGAAACGCUGGCAGCUGCUAGCUUGGUUUCGACUACAUUGGAGGAUCAGAUGUUUUUCAAGGCUCUGGAUCUGACCACCGCGCUCCGUCCGUUACUAUUGCCCGAUGAGACACUGCUCUUUGUCCAGGAUGCGGUGGGGUUGUACGAAGGCAAAUAUAAGGUCGCCAACUACCAAAAUGGCCAUGCGUACCUCACGUCACACCGAGUUUGCUACGUCGCCGCAGGGUUUUGGAAAUCGUCAGCGAAGGUUAUCAUAUACCCCAAGCCGCCCAAGAACAUAGACGGGCCCCGAGGCUCGGGUGCAAGCCCAUCGCGGUCGCUACCAUUGAGGACACAGUUAGUCGGCACACAGUCAUCCUUCCCUCAGACAUCGUCAUCUAGCUAUACUCCUCCCCCGCCGAAGCCUGUGAAUGCGACAUGGGUUUGUCCAAUAUGCUCGUUCUCCAACCCAGUGCCGUCGAAUUUCGACCCCUCUACGGCCACUAACUCUACACCAAUUCCUCCUUGUCUCGCUUGUGGAAUAAAGCCUCCGUUUACAACGAUUCUGAAGGCUGCAAUUGCUGCGGCGACAAGUCGGGAAAGCCCGGCUAUAACACCCUCAACGUCUCAGCCCGGGCAAGGAACUCCAACGGAGGGAACUGGGCUUACAAGUACAUCGAAUGGCAGUGGCUCGGUGAUGUGCUCGCGCUGUACCUUCAUAAACCACCCUUCCCUUCUUGAGUGUGAGAUAUGUGGUGCAUCUUUAUCGACUGUCAACGCGUUGCGGGGCCCCGAUAACCAGGACAGAUCGGAAUCUCCGGCGCCGUUUUUCGAGGAGGGGAAUAUUCGGAACACUGAUGUCAGCGAUCACAUAAAACUUUCAUUUCGAGGAGGCGGCGAGAAAAUCUUCCUUGAGAGACUCAGGGGAGCGUUGGUUCAGCGGAAAUGGCUGCUUUACAACGCACCCCCUGCCCCGCAGCAACCAUCGCAGUCGAAGCCAACAUCGUCGCCAGAUCCGACAGGUGUAUCUACUGGUCUAGACACACCCACUCAGACUCGAUCGCCUGGUGUUGGAAUUGCCGGCUUGGAAAGACGAGGGCUUGAGGCUCGCAAAAACAACGAGCUCGUGAUUGGAAAUGCGUUCGAGGAUUUGGAGGCGCUCAUGGCGUCUGCAAAACAAAUUGUUGCAUUGGCCGAAACAUUGGCUAGAGAAUCAGGCAUGGCCAGCGAUGAAACUUCGGCGGAAACUAGCGCAGUUCUCUCUGAAUCUGCUGCCGCUCUUGGGAUGGUUACGACGAAGGAUAUGCUCGGAUCCAGUGCAGGCAACCUAUAUUUAUCCGAGCUAUCGCGAAACUUAGCCGAAUAUCUCACUGAUGAUCGGAAGGGCGUCCUCCAGAAAGAAGGUGGGAUUAUGAGUCUUAUUGACCUCUGGGCAGUGUUCAAUCGCUCCCGAAAUGGGGUUGAGUUGGUAAGUCCUUCAGACUUUCAAAGAGCGGCUGAGCUCUGGGAGAAGCUUAAGCUACCUGUUCGACUUCGGCGGUUUAAGAGCGGUCUCCUAGUAGUCCAAAGAUACGACUGGAGCGAUGAAAAGACCCUUCGCCAGCUCCAGGACUGGAUGGCCAAUCUCCGACAGGUUCCGCCUCCAGAACCCGUUCCCUGGGACUGGCGCUUGUUUGGACAACCGGUGACAGCUCAGGGGGCAGCCCAACGUUUCGGAUGGAGCGUGGGAGUGGCAGCUGAAGAAUUAGAGAUGGCAGAGGACAAGGGCAUCAUCUGCAGAGAAGAGGGCAUUGAGGGGUUGAAGUUUUGGACGAACUUUAUUACAUUCGAUCCGACGCCCGCUAACCCUAAUGGCUUGGCUAUCUCGACCUUGGAGAUCUAA